Molecule: messenger RNA, 850 nt
Organism: Protomyces lactucae-debilis
Lineage: Eukaryota; Fungi; Ascomycota; Taphrinomycetes; Taphrinales; Protomycetaceae
Exons: 1
Coding region: 25-741 (238 amino acids)
Source: RefSeq, a predicted model, not a curated record
AUUGUGCAGCGAAGAGCAGGCUCAAUGGGGUGCGACACUUCACUGACUCUAGGCUGCCGCCUUUCAGCUUCUUUGUGUCAGUGCACUUUCAAUUUGAUCAUUCCUGAGCAAAUGAAUGCGACGAGACAAGAGAUGAGGUAUCCCAAACAGGGCGUGCCAUCGGUCUGCGACAUGCAACGUUUUCCUGCCACGAUGUACUAUCAAUUCGUCGAAGGGAAAAUGUUGACGGAUGUGCUGAACGAGCAACGGAGCAUUGUUGGAAUAGAGAAGCGAAGCUGGCCACUUUUUGAGUGGCAUUCUAGACCGAAAGAAGCUGUCAUACAGGGAGAUCCUUUUCUUUGCCCAGAGCCACCAGUCAAGGAAGCAGAGAAGGAGAUCCGGCCUGGGAGAAAAAGACCAGACAGGCCGUCGAGGAAGGAUUAUGGUGACGUUUGUCUUUGUCCCGAUUUUCAAGACAAUGGUAAGGGGCAGUGCAGUCAUAAGGAGCUGAUAUGCGAGACAAUCAGCUUGACUCAGGCCAUUGACAACUUGCGAAGGGGUGGAGGUGGGUUGUUCGACGUUUACGUGGAAAAGUUCCCCCAGCUGAAGGAUUAUGUGGAACCCAUUUCAGGCACAGCAAUAGCGACCGACCAGGUAUCGCAAGAAAACUGGGCAACGCUGCUCGCCGCAGUUGAUUCGGUCAUUGAAAGAGGCUUGGAUAGCGACCUCAACCUACCUGCAGAAGCGAACGACGAAUUUUGACUUGCUCGGGGUCUGGAUGCGCACUUCUGCAUCUUAUGUUGCAGACGCCAAAAAGUUUCAUGCGGGUUCCAUCAGUGAGCGAUGAAGACACCUUCACCGACCGCGAAUC